Verruconis gallopava is the source of this 824-nucleotide messenger RNA. RefSeq lists its product as uncharacterized. Bases 56 to 787 code for a protein of 243 amino acids. NCBI's taxonomy places the organism in Eukaryota, Fungi, Ascomycota, Dothideomycetes, Venturiales, Sympoventuriaceae. The transcript has a single exon. The record is from RefSeq and is a predicted model, not a curated record.
GCAGCCAUAAGAUGCUGAAAGGAUCCGCAGUCUUGCCUUGCGAAGAUGAUAUUCAAUGCAUGCGAGGUCUGCCGUGUUGCGCAGAUUUCUCGCAGCCCAAAAUAACGCCAAAUUUUCGAUACCUCGGCCUCUCCAACGAAGAUAUCAAUCGACAAAAGUAGCUAUGUCAGACGCGGAAAUAAAUUCGGCGGUCUCUUCAGAAUGUCCUGAUGCUCUGGGACAGGAGGCCAAGUCUGCUGAAAGCCGUUCGUCGGAAAAAGGCACGAAGCCAGAAAAGGAGGCAGAGGAGAAGCUGCCGAAUCUGUCGCCGCAAGACUUCAGGACGUUCAACCGCAUGGCGGAGACCAUGAACUACUACCACAACCACUUCCGCCGCACAUGGACAAUGAUGUACGACGCAUGCGAGGCGAACAAGCGACCGGCAGGCAUGUCUAUACGGCAGUUCUUGAACGCCGGGAUGCAGUUUUGCCACCAGCUCACAAUGCACCACGACAUCGAAGAGGCGCAUAUCUUUCCGGUACUGGCGAAGAAGAUGCCGGCGUUCAGACACGAACAAGAGAUGAAAACGGCGCACAAGAGCAUACAUGCUGGACUGGAGAAGCUAGAACCGUGGCUGGAAGAAUGUUUGGACGGAAGCAGGGAGUUGAACCUGAAGGAGCUCAAGGCGAUCAUGGACAGCUUUGGCGACGUGCUAUGGGAGCACCUUGACGCCGAGGUCGAGCAGCUUGGUGCGGAGAACAUGCGCAAGUUUUGGACCAAGACGGAGAUGUUGCGGAUGCCUAUGUAAUGCCGAUGUUUUGCGUCAAGCGCCCGAUUGCUUCUCG